ACCGCCGCCCUCUACGGAUCACGGGCUGCUCACUGUUUAUCGCGCGUCACGUUGCUGUGUGCGUGCGUCAGACGCUGCCGCCUGGACGCGCCUAUCAUCCCGACUCCUCCCCGUAGACAGCGCGUCCUGUCGCCUCUCCAGCGCAAUGGUCUCCUGGAUCAUCUCUAGACUUGUGGUUCUUGUGUUUGGGACGUUAUAUCCUGCAUACUCAUCGUAUAAAGCUGUGAAGUCAAAAGAUGUGAAAGAAUAUGUGAAAUGGAUGAUGUACUGGAUAAUAUUUGCUCUAUUUACAUCUGUGGAAGUAUUUUCAGAUCUGUUUCUUUGUUGGCUUCCUUUCUACUAUGAAGUGAAGAUCGCCUUUGUGGUGUGGCUGCUGUCCCCUUACACUAAAGGCUCCAGUGUUCUAUACAGGAAGUUUGUUCAUCCCACGCUUUCCUCAAAAGAAAAGGACAUUGAUGACUACAUCUGCCAAGCCAAGGACAAAAGCUAUGACACACUGGUGCAUUAUGGGAGAAAGGGGCUGAAUGUUGCAGCCACAGCUGCUGUCAUGGCUGCAGCAAAGGGUCAAGGAGUUCUGUCAGACAGAUUGAGGAGUUUCAGCAUGCAGGAUCUGUCUUCCUAUGAGUCUGAGCCCAUUAACACCAGGCCUGGCAGUACAGAGCCUGCAACAUCACAGCAGCGGACCAGAGCUAUGAUGCGCAGCAAGUCAGAGAGCUACAAUAAGGCCUCCUCAUAGAGUCUCAAGGCCUCUCACAAGAUCCAGGAGAGCUCUUUCUUCAACCAAUGAAGCCAUGUGAAACUUUCUUCAAGACUACUCCAGCUGCCUUUGCUGCAAGAAGUAAAAAAGCUGAAUGGCCAAAAGCUACAUGACUGAAGCAGCAUUGCUUUGGAACAAGGUAUUACCAAAGUGACCUAUGAUAAUCCCUCUUUAUAAUUUAUCUCAUGGUUUCAUAAAUGAGGUUUGUGACACUGAGUUAGGAAAAAUGAGUGAGUGGGCUCCGUGCUGAUAACUUUGAGUUUUUGGCUUAUUGAAUAUGUAUUUAUGUACAGUUUAUGUGUACUUUAUCUUUCUGGUUAGAUUGUUUUUAUAUAUCGGGUUUGGGUAGGCAAUUGCAUGUGUGUCUUCCCUGACACUGUAAACAGAAUGUACUAUCAGUGAAUACAACAGCUGGCGCUGACAGUGAUGUUAAUCACCGUUUCAGAAUGUGUUACAAGCCAAGGAUCAAAAGAGAAGGCAAGGCUGUUUUCAAUCUUUGUCUGUUCUGGAGAAACAUCUGUGAAUAGCUGAAUUCUCCAUAAAAUAACUCCAUAAAUAACCCCACCAUAUAGUAGCGAAAAGUCAGACAGCAGUGAGAGACAAUAUUCUGUUUACCUCCUUAUUAAAGCCUUAAAGAAAGAUAUAGCAGAGAAAAAUAGAAAAUGUCUAUACACAUCAAUACAUGUUGACAUAAUUAUGUUCUCAUUAAACAAUCAUCUUGCACUAUGUUAAAAAUAUAAAUUACCACCCUCAGUACUCUUGAGAGUGAUAACAGAUGAAAGUCAUGACUACAAGAGAUUUUCCCAGUGGAGCAGACUGUUUUUGACAAUCUGCUGUUCAGCGUCUAAGCACAUCUCGUUUUUCAUUUGAUAAUUUAUUUGGCAAUUAGGAAAGAGUCACUUUUGGCUGUAGCAGAAAUACAACAUGAAAGAAGCAAUUAUUUACUGUAUAUAUAGACAUGGGUGUUUCUCCAUGUUUAAAAUCACUGUGUAAUAAUCUGCUGUUGACUGAGCGACACUAAACCUGUUCUUACCUUCUACUUACUUCUGUUUUCUUAGGAAUUCGUGAGAGCUAGGUUAGGGAGUUUGCAGGUUUAAAAACUUACAUUUAGACAUUGCAUUGUGAUGCAUUUUGUUUUCAUAUUGUACUUUACUGAGCCUGAACCUUAGCAACAUUUUAUACAAGGUAUCACUGUGUAUGUUGUUGAUGGUGGGAUUUACGCAGUAGAGUUAUAAUUUUCUGCAUCGUAUCAUUUAUGGUGGUUUGGCAUUUGAAACUAAAGCUUCUCAGGUACAACUGUUCUGUUUACACUUCAUUCACUCUGACAUUAUAGGUACACUUAUUAUGCACAUGAAAUGUUUUUUUUUGAUGGAUACAUGAUGAAAAAAAUGAAACAGGAAAAAUAUGAUUAUGUGUUUGAGCAUUAACAGUACCCGUGAACAUGUUGGAGGUGAUUUUCUUGUACUGAAUUAACGCAAAGUAAAAUAGAAAAAAAAAGAUGUGUUGCUAAGUAGCAGUUUUGUACAGUUGAGCAUUGACUGAGGAACUUGUCAUUGCAUGAUGUUUAUUAGUUUGUAAAAAUUGAUUUCUUAAGUGGUGUUGUGUGAAGCUGUUGGUCUCAUUGGAUGGCUUACUGGUAAACAAUCAAUUAUUUUUUGUCACUUUCGAUUGCUUUACAGAAAGAACAUGACAUGUUAGGGCCAUCAGCUGGUGACACGCGCGCACACACAAUCACCUUAUUUACUGGUAAAUUUGUCACUUUCACUUUAUUUGUGGGGACACUCUAAAUUAUUCUAAGAAAUUUAGUUCUGGCAGGCCAGAAUGUCAGAUUACUUAAUUAAUUUUAACUUGAUUGUGAAUAAAAGCAGUGAUGUAAUUACA
Monopterus albus (swamp eel) is the source of this 2638-nucleotide messenger RNA. RefSeq names its product receptor accessory protein 1 (gene reep1). NCBI's taxonomy places the organism in Eukaryota, Metazoa, Chordata, Actinopteri, Synbranchiformes, Synbranchidae. Gene Ontology annotation, biological process: endoplasmic reticulum tubular network organization. The transcript is spliced from 7 exons. The record is from RefSeq and is a predicted model, not a curated record. Gene Ontology annotation, cellular component: endoplasmic reticulum tubular network; endoplasmic reticulum membrane; cytoplasmic microtubule. Bases 146 to 736 code for a protein of 196 amino acids. Gene Ontology annotation, molecular function: microtubule binding.